Cimex lectularius (bed bug) is the source of this 7172-nucleotide messenger RNA. Its product is annotated as extracellular matrix protein 3-like. The transcript has 28 exons. Gene Ontology annotation, biological process: cell communication. The record is from RefSeq and is a predicted model, not a curated record. The coding region runs from base 57 to 7094 and encodes 2345 amino acids. Gene Ontology annotation, cellular component: membrane. Lineage: Eukaryota; Metazoa; Arthropoda; Insecta; Hemiptera; Cimicidae.
UGUAGUUGAGUGGGGAGAAGGGACUUAAGGUCGGCCUCUGAUGGUACCUGGUCAGUAUGUCAAUCGGGUUCAUCAUGCUUUUGAGAAUUAUCCUGUGGUCGGCGGCUGUAAGUCCGGCGAUCUGUUCGAUCAUCCGGAGUAAAAUGGAUUUGGAAAUCGGUGUGGGGCAAGUUUUGAAUUUCGACCCCCGGCUUUACUUAGAUCUGCCCUCAGAUUGCGGUCUGCAAUUUUCUUCCCAAAAUUUCAAUUUCAUCGGUGCCGUCGAACCGAAAAAAACCGUUUGCGGAAGAAAUCUGACCUACAGCCAUUUCGGUUCACAGUACGAUCAAACGCUGAGGUUUUUUGUCUUGCACGGGGGUAAAAUCGAAAGGGGUUCGGUACGAGUGAAAAUCGUAAGAAAAGCCGACUUUUCUCUCAAACCGCUCGUCGUGCAAAAAGGGAAAACUGUCUCUUUGAUCGAAAACGUCAAAGGUGGAAACAGAAAGUGUAAGGUGUUCAUUAAAGAAACACCCCGUUUUGGCGCCCUCCGCCUAAGAUAUCCCGGCCAACUUGAGUAUAACUGUAGCGACCUUAAAAAUUCCCUCGUCUACAAAAAUUUCGAAAAUUCAAAUUCCAACGACAGCCUCACUAUAAGGAUCAGUUUGGAAAAACCCAUACAAAUUUUCUACACACAGCUGAAAAUUUACGUCACCUCUGAGGCAAGCAACAGGCCACCUCAAACGCUGGAUAAUUCCAGUUUUUGGCAGUUGAAGUCAAAGGACGACACGACGAAAUCAAACAGGUUACUGUACAAAAUUGGAAACCCAAAUGAAAUGACAGUCCUGUCCACGUUUACCGGGUUGAGGGUGAACCACUUCCGCCAAGAAGACAUCGACAACAGAUUAGUGACGGCCUUUCCAUCGAAAAACGGCAAUGGAACUAUAAAAUUAAAUGUGCUAGACGAAGAGAACGCAUCGUCACAAGUGGAAGUGCCGGUAUUUUCCGGGAACGCGACCAAGCUGAAGCAUUUCACAUCGAAUUGUUUGAAAGGUCUGGCAAUAAUGGAAGGCCAUUCGGGACCUCUUGUCCAUUUCCCUUGGGUGUCUAAUCCCGAAAAGGAAAAAUUCAAAAUCCUCCAGUUUCCCAAAUUGGGCAACAUCACUGUUCCUGGUACGGAGAAUAAUUUUAACCUCAAAGAAGCCCUCGAAGGACGUGUGAUAUACAAUAACUAUCAUCCGGGUAAAGGAACCGAUUUUGUCAUUUUGGAGUUGGAAAACUGUGGAUCUUUCGUUUAUCCAAUAUUUAUAAUUACUGAAGAUAAAUCGCCACCGAUUUGGACUGGGCCGAAGGAGAUCUCGGUGAAAAGCGGAGAUCUUUCUCUGUCUUCCUUCACCGCCUCCGACCCGGACAGCCCGCAGGACGAACUCAACUUCAAGCUCGAGGAUAUUAAAUUUGGGGAAAUUAUAAUGAAAGAUGAAGAAUCAGAAAUGAGGAAUAUAAAAGAAUGGAGGCCGUGCGAUCUUGAGAAAAUUUAUUAUCGCUUAAUGAAAAGACCAGUUGGAGGAGGAGUGGACAGAAUGUCUUUUAAAAUUGUCGACAGCUCAUAUCCUCCAAAUAAAUCUCCACUUAUCCACAUCAAGAUCAACAUUCCCAAAGACACGACUCCCCCGAAAUUGGUGUCUAAUCCGGGGCUUAUCUACAGGGAAGAACCGACCCAGUUGACGGGUCUUAAAUUCGCCGACGAUUGGCCCAAAUCGCACAUUGUGUACCAGCCGAGUUCGGCCCUGGGACGCUUUUUGACCAAAGGAGGUCUCAACCUGCCCGUCUUUUCUCAAGAGAUGAUAGACAAAGGGGUCGUCUACUUCAGCCUCGAAAUCAAAAAAGAAUCGGAUUUCGAAAUUGUCUUUAACGUCUCCGACGGUGACGGGAACAAAAUCGAAAACCAAGCUCUCAGAGUUCAUGUCUCAAGAGAAACAAUGUUUCACACUCACCAGCCUGAACAGUACAUCGGACUGCUACAGGUGGACGAAGGCGGGAUCGCCGAAUUGUCUUCUGAGCUAUGGGGCCACAAAGAAUGUGGCGACUCUUCUUUUUAUUUGGAUGAGAGUCCGAGCAAAGGUGAAAUCAUGCUUGGAAACAAAAACGUGAAGAGUUUCAAUUGUAGUUCUUUAAUGUCGGGCGAUGUCCUUUACGAACACGAUUCCUUGGAGAUCGGUAAAAACGCGAUUUUCGACCGUUUUAUCCUGAAAACAGCCAACGGUACUAAAAUAAUGUUCAACGUCGUGAUAAACCCGAUUGACAAUUACAUGACUGAGGUGUUAGUGAAAAAAGAAGUGACCGUCAAAGAAGGAGGAAAAGCGAAAAUCUCCGAAGAGAACUUGGAAAUCUUAGACCCGGAUACAAAAGAUGGCGAUAUCACGUGUGACAUCGUUGUCAAGCCGGUCUACGGGGUCGUCAAUCCGUUUAGAAAAUCGGAUCUGGUCAACGGGAAGGUGUUUUAUAGUCAGACAGUCCACAAAAUGCUCGAACCGGAACGAGAUUGUUUAACAAUUUACUGCCACGACAACACGAACCAAUAUGGAAAUAAGACUACAAUAGAUGUGAAGAUUCUUCCAGUCAAUGAUGAACCGCCCGUAAUAACGUUUACAAACGUUACUAAAAAAUAUAUACAACUAUCCGAAGCGGUUUACGUCAGUGACAUGGAUACGGAGCCAGAUUUCCUCACCCUUGGAAUAAUAAGACACCCGAGGAAAGGCAUAAUAGAGAAAAGAUACGGAAAUCUGUUGAACUUCACGUUGAGCGAGUUGCCGGAACUCUUCUACGAAAAUUUUGGAGGCGCGGACAGUUUCGUUUUGGCCGCGAGCGACGGCGAAUUUAUGACGGCUUCUGAGAUUUUCAUAGAAAUUCAAGACUUUUUCCCUCUCGUCAUCAACAAAGGGCUCGAUUUAGAGACGAAUGCGAAUAAACUUAUUACAGAUGAAGAAUUGUAUUCCGAAAUAUCGAAUAUAGACAAAAGAGAACUUCUGUACAUUAUAAAAAAUCCUCCGAUGUUUGGCCUCCUUCUUUUGAACGACAAACAGUUGACGGUAGGCAAUACAUUCAGCCAAGAGGACGUUUCGGAAAAACGAGUUUCUUACACGCACACCGACGACACAAGUUUGAUGGACGUCAUCGUAUUUGACAUUGCGCAUAGAUCAGAUGUGUUACAGAACCAGAACUUUUUUAUAACGAUUCACGACAAUAAGAUGAAUUUACGAGUCGUGUCUCGUCAGCUUAAGAUACUACCGAAAUCGGUAUUGGUACUGGACGAGAAUUCCCUGCGAGUCGAACCGUCACCUCGAGACAAGGCAAAAUUCAACGUCCUCCUAAUAUCGCAGACGAAGCAUGGCAGACUGGAGUUCACAGACGGCCGAACCGCCCAGAGUUUCACCUUAAAAGACCUGGAGAAUAAAAGAAUACAGUACGUUCACAAAUCCGACUCGACGCAACAGGAAAUCCUCCAGUUCGAAGUGAGCGACGGACUUCACAGGGUCUUCCAUUCGAUGACCAUACUCGUUGCCGACCCUGAGCCUUUACAAAAAUCUAAAUUAGUGCUCCUAAAAAACAACCCGUUGACAAGAGUACGACAGAUACCAGGAAGGGAGAUCGGGUCAGAAGUAUCAAAUAGGGAAUUGUCAGCAGUGGACUCAGAAGGCAAUUCUAUAGAAUACCAGAUAGUCACAAAACCAAAACAUGGUCGCAUUUUCAACAUCAAAUCCAACAAAACAGUCGACACUUUCACUCAAGAUGAGAUAGACAACAGAUUUAUUUACUAUUUUCUUCAAAAUGAUGCUAAAGUUUCCAGUGAUUCGAUGGUUCUGAAUUUGAAAACUACAAAUGACAAAGUCAAAGGCGUGAAAUUCACUAUUGAAAUGAGUUGGGUUAGUUUCAAAUCGAAUAUUUUUUUCACGAAUGAGGAAAGCGAUGUUUUUCAAAUUGGUAUUUUAAGAAAAGGAUUUUUAAAUCAAUCAUCUUCUAUUGAUAUUUCUGUUGAAGGUGGAAAUGCCACGAUUGAUGAUUUCACUAUUCAAGACAAUAAUGUUUAUUUCACACCUGGUCAAGUAGAAAGCAAUUUAAGCUUGAAUAUAAAAAAUGACAACAUUUCUGAAGGUGUGGAAUAUGUUGUUUUUAAAAUUACCUCGGCCCUUAAUUCUCUUGUAGAAGAACCACAUGAAACUAAAGUCUUCAUCUCAGACCUCAUUAAAUCUCCGGUGGCCAAAUAUGAAGUAGAAGGUCGUCCAACGAUUCAUAAAAAAACAAACAAUCACAUUGAGUGUGUACACAACAAUAUCUCAAUGUCUUUUAAGUUUGAAAGCAAUGUGGUGUUUGCAUAUGAGGCUGAUGAAUUGGCAACUGUGGAAUUGGUUCGAAAUGGCAAUUUAAACUCGACCACAGUUCUGUGCUACACUGAAGACAAUAGUGCAAAUUAUAAAGAUUUCGUCCCAAGAGGUCAAGAUUCAUCAUCAAUUAUUAGUUUUAAAAAAGGUGAAAUUCGAAAAAACUGUAAUAUCAAGUUAAAAAAUGACGAAAUUUAUGAAGGCCAAGAGGAUUUCUUUGUUUAUCUAAAAUGUAUUGAUAUCGCAGAAAAUGACAGAAACAUAUCGACAACAGUAGUAAUUAUUGACAAAGAGGAUGAAGAGUUUGUAACGUUUGAAAAGGAGCAUUAUUUUGUACAGGAGUCAAAUUUGCUUUUGAUAACGAUAGUCAGGGAAGGAGAUAUUUCUCAUAGCCAGCAUAUCAAAGUUUUCACCGAGGAUGGUACAGCAAAAUCUAAAGAAGACUUUUUGUCAACACCUGCUGUUAUGGAAUUUGAGCCCAAUAUGGAGGAAUUAAGUUACGAAGUUGAGAUUCUCAAUGAUAAUCUUACAGAAGGAAGAGAAUUUUUUAUUAUAAAAUUGGCUCUUGGUAAAGGAGAAGUUGAGUCCUACCAACAAGCUAUAGUUUACAUUUCAGAUUUGCCAAAUUCAAGGGCUAUGGUUUUCCCAUCUCCCCCAAUAAUACAGUCUUUGAGGGAUUAUGGAUCACGCAAUAAAAACAGUGUUUUGGUACAAGGAUAUCCGAUUGUUUGCCUUUCAGUUUGUGAUUAUUUUCAUACGCAUUAUUCAAAAUAUCAAGACUGGUGUUUAGAUUAUAACAUAACAUCAAACACAAUCUUAUACCACUGGGAAAUUGAAGAUAUGAACGGUGAACUUAAAGAAAUUCAGAAUCCUCUUUAUUUCAAUCCAAUAAAAACAAUGGUACUCGACAGUGUGUACUUUCAUGGGGGUUACAAAUUGAGAUGUGCUAUUCGGCCUUUGAAUGAUGGCAUUAAAGGAAAAAUUUCUUAUUCUUCUAUUGUAACGAUCGAUAGAACUGAAGGUAUUUGCCCAAAGGUGAAGGAAAAUCUCUUAGGUGCAGAACCUUUUAUGCCUCACAUUGCUUAUAUUGAUUUGAAUGGUACAAAAAGCUUGCAACUCUCAGUAGCGAUUCCACAUUUUGAUGGGCUCUUUCCAGUUGUUUCAACCCAAAAAAUUAAAACAGAAAAGGAAAUAAUGUUAACGUACCCAAUGAGAUCCGAGAUACAUAAAUGUUCUAACAUUCUGAAAUUGAAAGAGGGUGUAAUUAAAAAUGGGUUUUUGAAUCCUCCAGAAAAAUUGCAGGCAACCGAACGAAAUCAAUUUAGUUCAAUAAGAGGGAAUGAAACGCUAAGAUUUUACAAACAUUUAAAUUUAAAAUCAUGCCUUUGGAGUUUCAAGGGAUAUUUCACAUUGCCAGAUGUUGUUAAUGUAUGUGGGGCCUUGGUAAAGACCGAUAUAAGCACUGAGCAUGACAAUGCAUCUGUUUUAUUGGAAAUACCUAUUCACAUAUAUUAUUUUACAUCUUCACUUUUUGGCUGGCAGCAGAUCCAUUCUUCCACGACCACAAAGCUUGAAUUUACCUACAAGACAUCAACAAUUAUAAGGGGAGAUAUGAUGAAGAUGGAAGAAGGAAAUUUGAAAAGUUAUCUUUUGGGAACGAACAUGUACAUAUCACAAAAUGGAUCUCUUAUUCUUUACUUUAAAACAAGGCCUAAGUUCAAUGGAUACUUUUUGCCGGAAAUUCCUGGAAGGUUUGUUAGUCAUGUAAGAAAUAAAGACAGGCCUGAAUUGGACUUUACUCUUACAUUCUUGGGAAAUUUAACAGAAGGGCCUAACGUUGAACAGCUAUGGAUGUUUUCGUCCGAUAUGGCUAGUGUCGAUUAUAGUGGUAACUACGAAAUAGCAUUGAUCCCAUGUGUGGGAAGUGUUGCAUGUACACCAAAAAAGCCAAUAGUGCAAAACCUUGAGGUUCAGUUUCAGCAAAUAAGCGACACAGUAUUCCACAGAUAUCCUCUCAAUACACAGUUUAAAUUAAACAAGCAUAGAUGGGAUGCAUCCGGUGAUACAGGAGACAAUCUGCUUUUUGAACCAGGGGAUUAUGUGUACGGUAAAAUUGGUGUUAUCCCCCCUCAAGAUCACUUGAUCUUGAACAUUAACAAGUGUUACGUAUGCGCCGGAAAAUAUGAUUACAUUCCAAAAUAUGAUCCUGAAAAUAGAGAAUUCGGCUGCCUUAUGGACUCGCCCCAACUUUACUUCUCUUUGAAAUUAAUAGACAGAGAUGAUGCCAGUUCAGUUCAAAGGGUGUUUUAUGAUGAAAUUUUCAAUGCAUCAUUAGAAGCAACUUGUGAGAACGAGUCCAAAUAUAAAAAUUGUGAUGCGUUCACAUUUGACGUCACACCUCUGUAUAAACAAUCUGUUGCAAACAUCUGGUUCGUCCAUUGUACAUAUUCAAUCACUAUAUCUGACAAAAAGAGAGCAAAACGUAACAUAAAUCAAGAUGGUUGGAACAUGCACAGAAUCAUUUUGCAAAAGCAAUACCUGGAAAGUUUUGAAAAACUUGGUGUAGAGCCAAAACGUGAUUGGUACAUAAUUUCUUUUUCAUUGUUCCUGGUUGUUUUAUUGAUGGUAUGUGGAUUUCUGUUUGCAUUCGUCAUUGGCAUCAAGAAAGAACUGGUAGAAACUAAAAAGCACAAAUAUUCAUAUAUAACUUAUAAGAAUUGUAAAUCAGACAUGCUUUAAUUUAUUUGAAUUUAUCUGUACUGAAUUUAAAUGUAAUAUAUCGUUUUUUAAUAUAUGUUUAUUCUACUACUUAACAUA